AAUAAUUUUUUUUUAAUUAUAUGGAAAUUGUAAUUAAGUUUUGUAAAGUGAAAUGUACAGGUAAAAUUAUGUGAAAAUACAAUUGUCUUAAAAAUUAUCUAUUUUUACUAAUGUAUUUUUAUAUCUAUAAAGUCCCACAGACUGUUAAAUGGCGAAUUCAAGAAGAAUCAGGACGUCAUUUUCAAAAGUAUUUAUGUCUUCGCAGAAAGUUUCAGGCUGUACUUUCUCAAUAACGUAGCUAAACACGCUUUCAUCUGUAGUUAAGCCAUUCUCAUUAUCGGUCAGAUUCGUGAUCCCUUGUCGAAAGGAAGACAAGUUAAUUUCUCGAUACCAUGCUUAUUAUCCUAGCUAAAUCGCUCGAGAUCGAAUACUUCGAAAUUCUUCUAGUACUAAUUAUCCUCCUGCAAACCGUGAAUGAGUAUCAAGUAAAAUUUGAUUAUAUGUUGCACGCAAAAAGCAAGUUCGUCAGAUCCUUUCAGUUCGAUGUUCUUCGUGCCUGUUUUUGUUAGAAAUCCCAGCGUGAGUAUGAUUCUCUAUGAUUGUGGGAACACGUCAGGUGAUUAUAGGUCAGUUAAUUAUAAUACACGUCAUUUGGUAAUAAAGUACACUUAACACCCGUUAGAAAUUUUGAUUUAAAUUAUAUUGCUCUCCCUUCCCACUCGGUCAUGCUAUCUCAUACUAUCAGUAUUUGCGUCCGUGAUUCUGCUCUCUGCUGUUAGUUACGGCUAGUACGCAGUAAAGGCAGCACGAGCCUGUCUAAGCAAGAGUUAUUCAAAAAGAGCAAGAUGACUAUCAUGCUGGUGUCUCUGAUUCUCGGAGCGUUCGCAGCUUUGUAUUACUAUCUGACGCAAAACUACAAGUAUUGGCAGAAACGUGGAAUUCCGUGCCCGGACGGGGCCUUGCCAGGAAUUGGUCAUAUGCUGCCAGCAAUCACUUUAAGAACAACUUUCUCUGAAUUUCUUAGAAAAAUGUACAAUAACAAUAAAAAUUGUAGCAUGGUGGGAUUUUACAGUUUUACAAAACCGUCAUUAAUAGUUAUCGAGCCGCAAUUAGUAAAAACAGUGUUGCAAACAAACUUUGCCAGUUUUAACCGAAACGUUUUUCAAGUCGAUCCUGACUUGGAUCCGCUCGUAGCGCUAAAUCCUUUUAACUUGUUCGACGAAAAGUGGCAAACCGCCAGGAAGCGUCUGACUUACGCGUUCUCUAGCAUGAGGCUGAAGAUUUUACUGGAGAGCGUCAAACCGGUGUGCGUGUUGUUCGAGAAUUAUUUGAAUAAUAAACUGAGUAAAACCGAAAAGGUAGAAGUAGAGCUGAAGGAUUUAUUUGCAAAAUUCACCGCACAGGUGGUGGCUGGCGCUGGUUUCGGCGUAGACGGAUAUUGCUUUAACGAAGAGAAAAAGAAUCUGUCUUUUCAAAAAAUCGGUGAGGUUGUUCUAGAGCCGAGUUUACGGACCAAGAUCGCGACCAUGUUGCUAUUUUUAGUCCCGUCGUUAAACAAAAUAUUCAAAAUAAGUUUUGUGCCGAAGCAUAUUGAUAAUUUUUUUCGCACGUUAGUCGCGGAACUUAUGGAGCAGAGAAGAAAGGACGGGAAACCUAGAAAUGAUUUUCUUCAUUUAAUGACUGAAUUGGAAAAGCAGGAAGGCAUUAAAUUUGACGUGGAGCUACUAACCGCUCAAGCCUUCUCGUUUGUCGUAGAUGGCUAUGAGACUUCUAGUAUAGUUAUGAGCCUUGUUGGCUAUCAAUUAGCCGUCCAUCAAGAAAUUCAAGAAAAACUACGUAAAGAGGUAAUGUCUGUGUUUAAAAAAUACAAUGAUGAAAUCACAUACGAAGGCUUGAAAGAGAUGACUUAUAUGGAUCAAGUUCUGAACGAAUCGCAGAGAAUUAUACCCACGGCAGGAUUUCAGAGCAAGAUCUGCACUGAAGAGUUUGAGUUGAGAGGAUCCGACGGGCUUGUCUGUCGCGUACAGCCCAGCACUGAAAUUCAGAUACCCGUUCACGGUUUACAACAUGAUCCUCGAUAUUGGAACAAUCCUGAGGUAUUCGAUCCUGAGAGAUUCAACCCUGAAAAUAAACAAAACAUCGAUCGAUUCGUCUUUCUUCCUUUCGGCGAAGGUCCACGUAUCUGCCCGGGAAUGAGAAUGGCUCUGCUGCAAAUAAAAGCGGGUCUGGCUACAUUAUUGAGGAAAUAUAGUUUAGAACUUUCUCCCAAGACAAAACUGCCUUUGAAAAUGAUCCCCGGAGUUAUUUUAGCAUCCCCGGAAGGCGGUUUGUGGGUCAAAAUCCGACAGCUUUAAUUGCAAAUAUUUUUUUUAAGCUAUAUCAAGCUCACAAUUUUUAAAUUUGAAAGAUAAAUUAGUAGGAAAUCUUUUUUAACUAUACUGAAGUAUAAAACUUCUAAUUUGAUUGAUGAAAUAUAUGUAACACAUUUGUAGGAAUAAAACUGUCUAGAAAAUUGCCUACUUUUCACUGUUCUAAUUUUAUGCAAAAUUACUAUUACACAUUAUUUUACUAAUAACUGCGAAUAUAUUUCAGAUACUGAAAAUUGAACAAUUUUUUAACCGUUGUAAUUUGGCGAGAAAUCAUUGUAGACAAAAAAUGAAGAAGCAUUUUAAAGCUUGAAAUUUAUACUUUUAUGCAGUAUAAAUCGUUUUCCAAAAACUUUUUAUCUUUCCACGUCUACGCUCGAAAGAAGAAUACGCUUUUUCGCCGCCGAUGCUGCGUUUAGUCAGCUGAGAGACCGAUUGAUAAUAUCGAUCGGACGUUCAAUAGUUCUGAAAACUGUUUCUUAACAGAUGAGAUAUUGUAAAUAAUUUUUAUAGUAAUAUUGUUUAGCCGCUGAGACGUCUGCAUGACAGUUUGUAAUCAAACUGUGAGAUGUCAGAUUUUCGGUCGGACAGCUGGCUGCUCAGGCGGAUGUAUACGACAGCUUUGAUCUUUCAAUCUGUUUCUCGGUUACUCGUUGUAUUCGUUUGAGUUACUGUUAUUAUUAAAGUGUUUCUUUUACUC
Linepithema humile (Argentine ant) is the source of this 3006-nucleotide messenger RNA. RefSeq names its product cytochrome P450 6j1-like. Gene Ontology annotation, molecular function: heme binding; iron ion binding; monooxygenase activity. Lineage: Eukaryota; Metazoa; Arthropoda; Insecta; Hymenoptera; Formicidae. The record is from RefSeq and is a predicted model, not a curated record.